AUGGAAACCUUCGGCUCUGCUAUGCAGCCAGACUCACUCAGGAAACUGACUCCACCUGUGCAGUUAGAAGGAACAGCUCAGAAUAUCUCCAUUAAAAUGGAUCAUUCUGGAACUGAAGACAUAGAUAAACCAAGAAUCAAAACAACCGAAAAUAAUGCAAACACAUAUAAACUAUCAACCAUGAGAUGAAUAUUUGAGUUGGCGAAGCAUCAAACAAAAAGGUCGGCAUUUGCCUGAUCUAAAGCUCAAGUCUGUCCACAGGAAUCCAUGAAGCAGAUUAUAGCUAGUCUUCAAGCUUACUAUAGACUGAGAGUGUGUCAGGAAGCAGUAUGGGAAACAUAUAGGGUCUUUCUGGAUCAAAUCCCUGACACAGGGGUAUACCAGAUCUGGGUCAUUAUCUGCAAGCAGGAGCCUUUCUCUUUUGACAUUGGGAAGAAUUUCAGCAAUUCCCAAGAGCACCGGCAUCUUCUUCAACAAUGGAGAAUACAACAGAGAGAUGUUCCCAAUGUCUCACUUGGACCCUCUCCUCUCACUCCUGACAACACGUUCCUCAGUGACAUCAAGAUGCCUACAACAGUAAGUUCAAGAGAGAUGUGCCUUACAGCCAUCUUUAAGGAAGACAAGGCAGGAACAAAAAUCCCUACAUGUGACCUCCUGUCUUUUGAUUCCAACAAAAUUAAAAGUGAAGGAGUCAUUCAUGGACUAAUAGACAAAGACACGCAAUCAGAACUCUCUCUCUCUCUCUCCCUCUCACACAUGUCCUUCUCCAACAACUUGUUCAACAAGAGCUCUCUAGAGUACCAAGAUCUGGAGCAAUGAUUCACACAGCUGCUGGUCCCAUAUCUACAAUCCAAUCUUACAGGAUUUAAGCAACUGGAAAUACUUAGCUUCAGAAAUGGGAGUGUGACCAUGAAUAGCAAAGUGAGGUUUGCUAGGUGUGUGCCAUGUAACCUCACCAAAGCUGUUCAUGGUGUCUUGGAAGAUUUUUGUACGGUGGCAGUCCAACAAUUUGAUCUAGAAAUUGACAGCUACUCUCUUAACAUUGAACCAGGUUUAAAAAAUAUCCAAAUGGAAAGCUGGUAA
This is a messenger RNA of Condylura cristata (star-nosed mole), 1083 nucleotides long. RefSeq names its product interphotoreceptor matrix proteoglycan 1 (gene IMPG1). Gene Ontology annotation, biological process: visual perception. Lineage: Eukaryota; Metazoa; Chordata; Mammalia; Eulipotyphla; Talpidae. The record is from RefSeq and is a predicted model, not a curated record.